Messenger RNA from Acipenser ruthenus (sterlet), 5458 nucleotides. Its product is annotated as protein sel-1 homolog 3. The record is from RefSeq and is a predicted model, not a curated record. NCBI's taxonomy places the organism in Eukaryota, Metazoa, Chordata, Actinopteri, Acipenseriformes, Acipenseridae. Gene Ontology annotation, molecular function: protein binding. Bases 1047 to 4241 code for a protein of 1064 amino acids. The transcript has 25 exons.
UGUAUCUUUAGGAAUACUUGCCUUGUGUUGAUGGAACUAUAUGGGCUUUUGUUCUAAAGCAGGAGUCUCCAAUCCUGGUCCUGGUGGGCGGUGUCCUUCCUGGUUUUUGUUCCAACUGUACCCCAAGUUAUUUAAUUGGACUAAUUAAGUGCUUAUUAGAAGCUUAGUUGGUUCAAUUCAUUAAUGUAGUGUACAGUUAGAACAAAAACCAGGAGGGACACUGGCCCUCCAGGACCAGCAUUGGAGACUCCUGGUCUAAAGGGUUAUAAUUUUUUGUGAAAGUGGCUUCAAAUCAGCAGAGAACAGUAAUUAUUGAAAUACAUUUUAAUCCCCACACCCUAAGUUGACUGUCUGGGUUGUAUUCAAAUGAAUACAUAGCGUUUCUCAGUCCAGAAUCUUCUAUACAGUAUUUAGGCACAUCUUAACUAAAAUCACUGUGUUUAUGUGGUCUAACAAAUGAAUACUGUUUUAUAUUUAUAAAAUUCACCAAGGACCCACAACUUAGCUGUUUGUUUUUUACAUAGCUCUCCUUUUUAUGUGCUAGCGUCUUUCUGUUUAUCAAUUAUUUUAAUACCCAGGUUAAUGCCUACACAGCUGAUAGCUCUGGAAUCAUUAGCCUAUUAUUCUUAAAUACAGUAGAAACCGAGGUAAGACAAAUUCAGUAGAAGGUUCUGUCUGUAAAUAUUCUGUUUGUCAUUUUUAAAGGCUUUCCCUUAUCUGUUAAGAUUGUGUACAACAGGCGUGCCAGUGUUACAGUGUUUGCAAAAGAGUGUGGAUGGCGUUUUCAGCCGGAUCUUAGGUUCCGGGUUUUUGAACCGCUAUUCCUCUUGCUUCAAAAAUGUGGUUACUGUACAUCCAAGAGAGUGACGUGUGAAAGAAGACACAACACUGAUACAAGAAGUGGUAGAACAGUCCGCUUGUAAUGCUUUUCAUAAAAAAAAAUAGAAUUCUGUCUUAAAGUUGACAUUAAAAAAAACAAUCAUGCAACACUAAAGUGGAUUUCUUUUUCAUUCAUUUGAAGUCAGAUCAGGUACGUCUUGAGCAGGAUGAAAAUGAAGGCGUUCUACCUGGAUAACUGUGACUUGCUGAUGAAGUUCUGGUUCGUCUCCCUGAUAACCCUGUGCAGAUGUAUAUCCAGCACACCAAUGGACCACGUCAUGCUUCUGAAUCCUCCAAAAGAGCUUGUGCCUGCACACUCCCUCCGAGUCCAGUAUUCCUGUUCCAGAUCUGCUAUCGUCUACCUGGAUGUGCUGGCUUCUUCAGAAACCAGGAUCGGCGUCAACAUCUUCAGACGGCGAUGGCGUUGUGUGGUGGAUCAUCCCAGGAUCAAGGUCAUCCAGCUGGAUCUGCCAGACCGGAUUAUCUACCGGGAUGACUGGAAGAUCAGGAAUUCGGUGUGGCUGCUGAGCGCCAUGCUCCGAGCCUGGGUCUCCAGUGAUGGUGAUGAGUCAUACGCCAGCGCCUCAGCCAGGGCGAUUGUCCUUCUCCAGCCCUUGCCCCUGUUCAGCCGCCCAUUGAAAGAGCACAGCCUUUGCCCGCGCUGGGAUGUUGAGCUGCUCUGGAGGCUCCACAAGGAUACCAUCCCAAAAUGCAAAGCAGAGCCAGAGGUUGCCCAUUUCCUGAAGUUUGUUUACGCCUCAUCCGGAGAGAACUUUGGGAUUGUGAGGACACUAAAUCCCUAUGGAAACAAGGCUCUGGAGCAAAUGAGGCAAAGAUCUACCACAUUUCCAAGGUGUACCUUCUCCACGUGGAUAUACCUGACCCAGUCCUGUAGGUGGCGCUUCUGUGGGGUUCUGCAUCACCUGGACUGGAACAAUAACUAUGCCAGUCCGGCCAUCUUCAUCACUCACACAGGGUCGCUCCACAUUCAGGUGCAGCAAGUCUCUGGGAAAUCUGCCGCUCUUCUUAGUGAGUUCAAGGUGCCCCUGUUCCAGUGGUGUCGCAUUGACACGGAGCUCCAAGCCAAGCAGGUCAACGUCACUAUGGUGUGUGUAGGAGAUCAAAAAACACUUCACAGCACGGUUCACACGUUUGGUGGGGUUAUCCAGCUGGACGACACAGAAGGCUAUUUUGUGCUGGGAGGAGGGCGGUUUGUCCGGGGUAUAGAGGGGUUUUACGGCCCGUCUGUCUACCAUCGCAAUGGAUUCUCUUCUGCCCAUCAGCUGUCUGAGCUCAGCCUCCCUGAGCCUAUCAGAUCUCUGGAUUUCGCUGGCUGGUUUAACUCGUGCUGGGCGUUUAAAGAUGAGCUCUUACAGAAGAGGAGGGGAUAUGCGAUGAGAGCCCAGCUGGAGGGAGAGGCUGCCAGCUGUAGUAAUGUGUACACAGAAUGGUUUUCCAGGAGUGAUCCAGCCCCUCCACUACCACAGUGUCUCCAGUGGGAGGCGCCAGUUCACCCUCGACGACGCCCUGUCACCAGGCUCAUCCAGCAAAUGGCAGCCAGAAAUGUGUGGAAUAAUAAUUGCAAUAAGGGGCGAUGUCAGUCUGACAGCCAUAUGCACUGCCUCUCUCUCUCUGUGUCUCAUCCAGGGGGGACAGGUCGUCUGGACCUGGUGGGGAAGAAACUGUACACUCUGUUCCUGAGGAGAGUGACGCAGGAUGGAGGGAUAGCCAAGGUUAGGCCCCUGAUGCCACUUCUGUUACAGGCUGGGUGUCUCGGGGACCACAGCGCCCUCUACCUCUCAGCAGUCCUCUAUCACACUGGUUUUGAAGUCAACAAAAUACCUGGCAAGGCUGUGCUGCUGUCUCUCUUGGCAGCCCAGCAGGACUCCCGUCUGGCUCUGCUGCGUCUUGGGAACCUGCAUCACUUGGGGGAGUCCGGUCUUCCGGUUGACCAUGCCCUUGCCUAUGCCUACUACUCCAACAUGGCGGCACAAACCUUGAUAGACAAGCAGCACCCCAGCCCAGGACAGGCAUAUGUGGAGUCGAUUCGUCUGAUCGACGAGGAGGUCUUGAAGCAACAGACCAGCGAGAAUGACGACCUCUUCCUGUGGCUCCGGUUUCAAGCACGGAGAGGCGUGGCAGAUGCCCAGCAAAAUCUGGGGCGGAUGCUGUUUUGGGGUCAACAGGGGGUGUCCCCCAAUCUACAGGCAGCUGUGAAAUACUACAAGGCAGGUGCGAGAAAGGAAGAGAACCCUGUGUCCAUGUAUGACUAUGCCAUCGUCCUUCUCAAGGGACAUGGAGUGGAGCAGGAUAUCCCAAAGGCUCUGAAAUUCCUUAACAAAGCAGCAAAGCAGGAUUUCGUCCCUGCGAUCAACGCCCUGGGCUGGUACUACGAGCGCUUCGAGCAGGAUUACGAGAGGGCGGUGCAGUUUUGGGAGCGGGCUGACGAGAUGGGGAACCCAGAGGCACCCUUCAACCUAGGGGUCAUGUACUCCCUGGGGCUGUAUCCAGGGAAACGUGCUGACCAGUUUAUGGCUUACAAAUAUUACCUGAAGUCUGCCAGGAGAGCACACACAGACGGGGCGAUCCGACUGGCUGACGUGUGGAUCCGAGGGAUUCCUGGCCUGGUACCCAGGCUGCCUCUGGACGCUGUGCUGUGGACCAAGUGGGCGUCAGAGCAGAAUGGUUACCUGGGAGCUCUGCUGAGGAAGUCCCUCGAAGCCUACCUUCGCCAGGACUGGUCUUCAGCCCUGAUUCAUUACCUGAUGGCCUCCGAGUCUGGCUUUGCUGUGGCACAGUUCAAUCUGGGGUACUUGUGUGAGCAGCACGCGGGCAGCCUCCUAAGUCCAGCCUUCCGUUCUGAGUGUGUCUGGAGAUACUACAACCUGUCCACAUACAGUCAGGACCCAGCUCCCUAUGCGUUGAUAAAAAUGGGGGAUCUGUUAUAUGCUGGACACGAGCAGAGGAAGAGAGAUGUGAAGGCGGCUGCAGAGAUGUACAAACUGGCUGCACUGAGGGAUGAGGCCCAGGGCUGGUACAGUUUGGGGCUGCUGGUCCAGGAGGGGGUGGAGCUCCCCAGAGCCCUGCUGACAGAGCUGGGCUUGGAGGAGCCCCUCAGAGCUGACAACCACAGCGUCCUCAUUGAGCUCUUCCGCAGGUGCAGAGACCAUGAAAAUGCAGAGUCCUACCUGCCCUGCAGUCUGGCUCUACUGAAUGCUCAGCUGCAGCUUGUUUUGAGGCACCACAGCGCCGCCCUAAAGUUCACCAGUGCCAUUGGCAUGGCAAUCGUCUCCAUUGUGACUGUCCUCACGACCCUGGGAAGGCUGAGGGGCCUGACAUCACACAAUGGGCUGAGAGUGUGACCCCCACCCCCGAGUGGAGCUGGGGCGCAGGAGGUUUACAAAAGAGGAUCCAUUAUGGAAUGGCUGCCACAGAAGACUUUUGUUUUCCCAUUAAAAACCCUGACUCAAGAAACAAGACACACUCUUCAAGUUUGAUUCAGGAAGUCGUUCUUGAUGAGCGCGCUCUCUGCAAAUGGGUUUAUUCAGGUCUCAAAGACAGCGGCUAACGAAGAGUCACAAAUGCAGGCUCAAACUAGUGAACACACAUAUAGAGGGGUCCUCAUGAUCUCAGUCUACAUCAUGUUUACCAGCUAUGGGUGUGUCAGAAUGACGGACAUUAUCAGUGCAUUUUUAAUGUGCACCCUAAAGGGAAGCAGCACAUGAUAUCUCUUUAUUAUCAGCCUGUUGUCCUGAGCACAGUUUUUACAUUGAGGCAGGUAUAUUCUACUUGGGGAAAUUGACACCAUUCCUUUGAAUUAGGGGCUCAAAAUAAUGGAUUUGUAUCUGAUGCCAGUAACGCUGAUCAAUGGAAACACAAACCAAUACCAAUACUGGGCCACUGUGUCCAAACCAUCAACAUCAACUGGGCUUCUUGUAGGUCCAGUCCCAGCUCAGUUGCUGACUCACUAGUGUAAGACAAACACAUUAACACUUUGUGCCUCUGUCCCACCACAGAUUGAAGAUCCUUCCCCUUUAAACAUCAUGGUGAAAAAUGAGACAGAAAAGAACUUGGCAGACUGGUGUAUAAACAUCCUAAAUAUGGCUUUGCAGGACUUGUGCAAUUAAGAACUAAAUAGCAAGUAAUAUUGACAGUGGCCAGUAAGCCAGCUUCUGGUUUUCAAUGGUGGAAAUGUCACCAGUGAGGACUGUGUACAUCGUGUUUGGUUUCAUUCCCCAGCUGGGUUACAUCCCAGCAUGUUUGAAUACAAAACAAAUGUGAUCGUGUUGAAAGUAUAUCAGCACAAUAUGUACAACACAGGAUAAUGCGUUUGUAAGUACCAUAAUGUGUUUGUUGUAAACUUCAGGGUGUUUUGUAAAUGUGAGAUUCCAGAAUUCAGUGUACAUGUUAAAGUCUGUCAUUUCAAAAACUAUGAUGUGGUGCCUUUAUUCCUUUCACAAGCCAGGUUGUGUGCUGCUGUAUUCCAGUUAUUUUUUUCCUCUACUUCUCUAGUAGUAGACAAUCAAACUCAGUGUUUAAAAAGCAGUACUGCAAAGGCAAAAUAAAUGAUGUUAAUUUA